CUCAUCAUCAUCAGAUCAAAGCCAGUGAUGUGUGGCUGUAGCUUCAUUUGUAUUUUGGGUAUACUGCCAUGCUGGUACUAUUUUACAAGCCCACUGCUGUAAAACUGUUGUCUGUGUAGCUUAGGAGGUAGAAGCCAUGGAGUCUGGUCCCAAACGUUGGAAGUGCAGUAAGGUAUUGUGCCUUGGUUGCAUCUCCAGUCACAUCCAUAGAACCCCUUCAGUUGCCAGGCACACCUUUUUUAACGGAGUUUUGCUGCUGGAUCUUUGGUAGGUGCCUCUCUAACACCUCAAAUUUACUCUGUACCACCAAGCCAGCUAUGAUAUGAUGUGCUCUCUCCUAGCGUGAAAUCCAGUUCUUCUCCUCCAUGCAGGUGCCCGCAGACAGCUGAAACCUCUCUGAGCUGCAGAGUCCAAGGGCUCUGUCUAUGUGAGCACCCCUGGGUGCACAGGGAGGGAAACAGAGUCACCAUCUCCUGGUGUUGGAGAAGAUGACUCACAUGGCAAAGCCCGGUGACUCUGCACUCCCCUCCCAGCCCGGAUAGUCUGGGAGAGAAAAUAACCCAUUCACUAAGGAUCUAAAUUUACUCAGCAGCUACAUCUAUUGGAGCUGUCAGAAGCUAAUCUUAGGCACUGAUAGAGCAACCUGCUAGAGGACAGCUCGUGGGAGAACGUUGCCCGUCUUUGCCUGAAGGUAUCCCCUUGGUUAUCACUGCUGUGAGAAGCCCAAAAGGGUCCUGUGGCCCAGGAGCACCAAAGUGCUGCUAUCAUGGCCAUGUCUCACUGCUCAGCCUUGUGUAGAAGACCCUCAGCUUCAGCAUAUGCCACUGGGGAAAGUAUCUACUCAAACCCUGUUAUUACCUGACUGAGAUAGCAAGAAAAGCAAUUUUUUACUACAAUUACAAAUCCAGAUGAGUAGUUCUACACUAGACACCUUUAUUAACCCGACACAGCUAUAAUUCUUGCACUUGCCUUUCUUGUUCUCAAAGUCUGUAUGGAAGAGAGCGAUCCUCCUACUUCUCAUCCGCUUAGGACAGCUUCCAUACAUUCCCACUCAUUCUCAUCCUGAGUGGGGUGACUGUUGCUCACUCGGAGACAACUGACUUAGUCCACUGGUCACUGGGUGCCACUCAUUCGCUGUAGUCCCAUUAGACCAGGCUCAGCUGGCUGAGAGAUACUCAGAGCCGCCCAUCUCACAGGUGUGAGUGCUGCCACAGGCCUUCGUGAGGGUGGCAUCCAUCUUUGCCGGGGGUAGGAGGCACUGGGAACAUUAAAGGAUAUCUAGGAUGAAUUCAUGAUUUAGGUGAAUGGAGAAAGAUGGACCUCAGUAGAGUCCUCCCAUCUCAGGCAACCGUCCAACUUGGGCGCAGUGAAUGGACUCCCAAAGGUGAAUCAGAUCCCUGUGGCCGUAGGGAGCCUGAACAACAGCCCCAGGGUGGGAGAGCCAAGACCAGGUGGAAUAACCAUGGUGUCUCUGAGGCAUUUCAGUCCUCUGGUGGUUCAUCUGGCUCUCCUUUCACCAAGCUCUACGAUAGAACUGGAUUCAUUUCAAAGCAAAAUGAAAGCUGGUAAAUCCCAUCUCGGCCACGUGGACCUGGAUGGAUUCAGAAAUAGGGCUGCUCCACACUUGGGCAGCGAGGUCUGGGUCUGGUUUCCCUGCCAAAGCAGGGCACAGUGGUGGAAGCAAUCAAAAUCCAGCUGCUCAUUUCUCAGAUGACAGCGGACCUUGUCCUGAGGGGAUCAUCUCUAUGAGUUUUCCAUCUCCGUGAAUGGUGGCAAACCGAUGACUUCUGCUGCUGGAGGAGCCUAUGCCAGAGUGAAAACUGGAUGGUAGAAAAGCCUAUCUGCAGUCAGUAUGAACCCUAAACAACAGCUCUCAGGCCCUGUUUGCUUGGAAAUAUCUCUGUUUUCCAUCAAUCCACCAACCUCUAAAGUGAUGAGACUUCCACACCAAGGUGGAUCAGUGGUUUCCUGCUCUCACUGAGCCACUGUUGCUCAUGGUAUUGAGUCCAUUGCUCAUCUCCUACCAGUGCCAGGGUGGGAUAUUCACCUGUGCCAGAGCCAGUGCCCAUUUCCGAUCACCCACACAGGCAAGGGACAAAUAUGAGUUCGUAUUUUCUAUAGGGGCUGCCAUGUUGGGUAGAUCUCACUGCAGUUAGAGGUGUCACCUUACGAUGAGCAGUGAGAGGAGACAGCAUCUCGUGAUGUGAGGAAUGUGGAAGCAAACCUGGGAGGGCAGCACCCACUGAGCAGCACGGUGAGAAGGAAAACAAGUCAGGGCUGAGGGAAGAUUAAAGGCAGAGGAGGAAAAUUCCAAACAAUAGCGUGACCACAUUGAAAAAGUGGAACACUAACACAGAGGGAAGGGAGAGGGGAGGAUGGGGUUGUCCAGCCCCUGGUAUCUGGGAGCAAAUGGAUAUUUCUGAUGGGUGACCCAGCUGAAAGAUCAGUGCUCAUCCUCGGAUCUUGUCUCUGAUCCUGAGCUGAUGAUGUGAGCUGAAAUCAGCACAUGAUUACGGCCCUGCUAUAUCGGUACAGCCUGGGAUGCUGCUGGAACCUCACCAGUACAGCCUCAUCUAGUGUCACCCCCUCCCUCAAUACUCAGAUAACCAUCAGGUCACAAAGCAUAUUUAUCAACACGCCCAUGCCGGAGUAAGGGGUUAUGUGGCUUUAAAUACACCAAGAAGAGUGCGGCUAAUGGCUUUGCAUAGAUCUAAUUAAUUCGUUAAUUAAAUCUGUGCCAUCUCUGAGUGUCAGAAAGCCCAAAGGGUCCAUAAUAAUGGAGAUAGAACAAACUCUUGUAGAAAUUUUACCAUAAUUAUAAAUAAUCAUGGUUACUCUGCUUACCCAUGUCUGCCCAAACCAAUUUGCUUCCUUGUGAGCUCCAUGGGGAGAGCUGGACCUGGAGCAGCCAUCUGAGGCCCCAUGAGGCUCUGUGAUGUCCAUGGACAUUCAAGCAGGAUGCAGGACCUGACAGAGCCCUCGGCUCUUCUGCAGCACCCACUGAAGGCCGGUCAGUUUGUCCCACUGUGUCUCUGAGCUUCAGCUUGAGGGUGGAAUCCCAGUAGACCUCAGCAGAAGACCCCAAAUUCACCAGUAGAUACCUGCAUCUAGGUGUCUCAGUCAGUGAGAUGAAGCUCACUGUUCUGUAUUUAGUUCUGCCUCAGAUACUUGUGCUUGAAUAACAUGGGGAAAAGAUUAAUUUAUUAGUGAUGAGGUGUCCAGAGACUGUGUGGGUGGGGCCAACGUACAUAUUGCAGACAAAGCAGAGCCAUCCCUCUCCCAAACUCCUGCAGUCUCCUCCUGUAGACAGGCUUUUAGUGACUGCCACCAUAGAUGGGUUCUUUAUUUGAAGGGACAAGAUGGACUCAGGGAUGCCACAACGCACGGACGCUCCCUUCUUGCAUCUUCCCAGCUUCGAUUCACGGCCUGUUUUUACCACCACAAAAGAUUUAGCAGUUUGGGAAGGUUCUGCUCAGCUGUGUCAGAGGUCUCGUCCCUCCCAUUCAUGACCCAGAAGGCAGAUUAGGGUGUUUGAUUCAUCCGGAGGAUGUUUCCCAAGGGUGGUGGAGGGGUCAUAGGGUUGCCCACGUCCUUCCAUCGUGGGACGCGGUGACUCAUCGGCUGACAGACGGUUCCUGAAGCAUCGAGGCUGCAAGUACAGCUGUUCCCCCAGCCCCCUCCCUUCCCCCUUGUCCAGUGUGUCAUAUUAAAGGGUGAUCGGCUUACACAUGCUCCAAAAUGGAUUCCUUAAGCUUUGUAACGCGGUGGCUAUAUAUAAAGCCCUACGCUGGAGGCUGAAGUACACAGACAGCUGCGAUAGUAGCGAGCGUUUCACAUUCCCAGUGUGCUGACGGUCUGGAAGCAAGGGAGACCUGCGAGCCCUGCUUUGAGAAAGUUUCUUUACCAAAGGCACAUAUAUAGAUAUAUUUGUAAAUAGAUACAGAGAAAGCUUAGGGGAAAAAAAAAAAAAGGAGCUCUUACUCUCCACCAUGGGUUUGCCUUUUGAUCAAGUGGAAGAACUGCGUCUCUACCAGCAAACUCUCCUUCAAGAUGGACUCAAAGACAUGUUGGACCACAAUAAGUUUCUGGACUGUGUCUUGAAAGUCAAGGGAAAGGAGUUUCCCUGCCAUCGGCUGGUGCUGGCAGCUUGCAGCCCCUAUUUCCGGGCAAUGUUCCUCUCGGACAUGGAAGAGAGCAAGAAGAGGGAGGUCAGCUUGGAAGACGUUGAUCCAGAUGUCAUGGGCAAGAUCCUCCAUUACAUCUACACCUCUGAGCUGGAGAUCACAGAGCAGAAUGUUCAGGACAUCUUCUCUGUGGCCAACAUGUUCCAGAUCCCCUCCAUCUUCACCGUCUGUGUGUCCUUCUUGCAGAAGCGCCUUUGCCUCAGCAACUGCUUGGCUAUCUUCAGGCUGGGCUUGAUGCUGGAUUGCGCCCGGCUGGCCGUGGCAGCUCGGGAUUUCAUCUGCGAUCGCUUCACACUGGUCUCCCGUGAUGAGGAAUUCUACCAGCUCUCACCCGAUGAGCUCAUCGCUAUCAUCUCCAGUGACUCCCUCAACAUUGAGAAGGAGGAAAAUGUCUUUGAAGUGGUGAUGAAAUGGGUGGGCGCCAAGGACCAGGAGAGCCGGAAGAAGGCCCUGCCUGUUGUCUUUGAGAGCAUUCGCUUCCGCCUCAUGCCCAAGGACUACAUCAAGGACCACGUGGAGAAGCAGGCUGUGGUGAAGUCCAGCCCAGAGCUGCUCAAGAAACUGCAGAUGGUGAAGGAUGCCCAGCAAGGCAAAUUCACUGUGGUGAAGAAGAAGAAAGUGAAGAAAAGCAAUGAAAAGCAAGCAAAAGGCAAUGUUGUCAAUGGAGCAGUAGAUGAGGAGGAAGAUACAGAGGAGGAUGUGCUUCCAGGGAUCUUAAAUGACACAAUGCGCUUUGGGAUGUUCCUCCAGGACCUCAUUUUCAUGGUGAGCGACAGUGGAGCAGUGGCCUAUGAUCCCACUGCCAACGAGUGCUAUUUUGCCUCCCUGUCUGCUCAAAUCCCAAAGAACCACGUCAGUCUGGUGACCAAAGAGAAUCAGAUCUUCAUUGUUGGAGGACUGUACUACAAUGAGGACAGCAAAGAGGAUCCCAUGAGUUCCUACUUCUUACAGUAUGACCACCUAGACUCAGACUGGCUGGGGAUGCCCCCCUUGCCCUCCCCUCGCUGCCUUUUUGGCCUGGGAGAGGCAGAAAACUCCAUUUUUGUGGUCGGAGGGAAGGAGCUGAAAGAGGGAGAGAAGACCUUGGAUUCGGUGCUGUGCUACGACCGCCUGUCCUUCAAGUGGGGUGAAGCCGAUUCCCUUCCCUACGCAGUCUACGGCCAUGCAGUGGUAUCACACAAGGACCUCGUCUACGUCAUUGGAGGCAAAGGAAGUGACAAGAAGUGCCUGAAGAAGAUGUGUGUCUACAACCCGAAUAAGUUUGAGUGGAAGGAGCUGGCUCCCAUGAAAACUGCCCGUUCCUUGUUUGGAGCCACUGUGCACAAAGACAAAAUCUACGUGGCAGCCGGCGUGACCGACUCUGGCUUGACCAACUCAGUGGAAGUGUACGACAUUGCCACCAACAAGUGGGACACCUUCCCCGAGUUCCCCCAGGAGCGCAGCUCGGUCAGCCUGGUGAGCCUGUCCGGGGUGCUCUACCUGCUCGGGGGCUUCGCCACGGUGGAGACGGAGUCGGGGGAGCUGGUGCCAACGGAGCUGAACGACGUCUGGAGAUACGAUGAAGAGCAGAAGAAGUGGGAAGGGGUCCUCCGGGAGAUCCAAUACGCCUCUGGUGCCACUUUCCUUCCCGUGCGCCUCAAUGUUCUGCGGCUAACGAAGAUGUAGCAUGAUUUCCAUUCUCCACUGGGCAGGGAGGGAUGGGGAGGGGUAGGAGAUGCAGUUUCUCUAGACACUGCGUAGGACAUCGUGUCUGUGAUUGGUACCAUUUUACUGAGUCAAAUGGGAGAGGGGGAAAAUCAACUUGAAGCCUUAUGGCAACUUGCCGACGCUUACAAGGUAACUGAAAAAGGACUUCAGAGCAUGCAAGGAGCUGGGGAAGACUAACAAACACAGAGCAACGCACUACUCCAGUCUCAGCCAGCAGAACAAAGAGAUUCUACUCUUGUUCCACUUUAUGUUUUUUUCCAAUCUUCUCCAGCCAUCAGUGCAGGCAGAAGGGGGUUCUGAAGGAACUAAGCUGAUGUUUUUCCAGACAAAAGGGUCUCUGUUUCCUCACCUAAGGGAGCUGCAGGUGUGGUGCUACAGAGCACCUCAGAGGUUAAAAGAAGGAAAGGGAAGGUGGUGCAGGUCAAACCUGGGGGACUAUGAGGAGUUCAAGUGGUGAAGGUCACGGGAUGAGAGAGUUAAAAGAAAAAAGGCACGUGAGCACUGGCAGCAGAAAUUCCUUGAACACUGCAAUGAAAAGGAGAAAGAACUAGUUCUUCAUCUCCAUCCUGACUUUGGACUGAAGAGACGCAGGGAGGUAAGGGCUGCAAGAGGGGAGGUGUCACGCUAGGGGUAUGACACUCACCUCCAUCCCUUUGGGCUCCUCGCGGUCAAUCACAGAUUACGAUGUCCUCACGUGUGGAGGGACAAGUGCUUUUCUUCAGGGAAAGGUUUUAUAUUUAUGCUGUCUUUCAUUUUUAUUGUUCCGAAUAUUUUUUUUUUAAACAGCAGUGCUCUUAAUUUGCAAAAUUCUUGGAGAUCUCAGCGGUGUUUGGCUCAAAGAGAGCUUCCUACUGAGAAAAAAAAUGCAUUGCGUUUUGUUUUGUUUUGUUUUCUAAGUUAUCGUGACGAUGUUUUGUUAUAAACACGGCUGUACCGGCAGCAGGACAGAGAUGUGUUAGACUAAAACUCUAACCAUGUCCAUGCUACCGGACCAGCGGUUCAUUUCGGAAUAAAACUUGAGAACAUUUCCCCCCAAAUUCCCUUUCUCUGAAUGUUGAUGGAGCUGUAAAUGGAUGUCCACAGCAACCAAAUGCAAGGACCCAGCAAAAGCUGUGAUGAGCACAUGGAGAAGGCCAAGCCCACGGGGAGCCCUGGCUUCUAGAGUUCUGAUUUUCCCCCAUUUCAGAGCAGGAGCUUUAGUGUUCAUGUCCUCAAAGCUUUUCUCUGUAGAUAUGAAGACUAGAAACUUAUCUAGGAAGAGAAAAGCCAGCUGGAUGCCUAUAUCAUCACACAGUGCAACAAAUGGGUGAUCGUAAUGAAAAAUACAAACCUUGUAAAUAAACACCCUCAAAGUAGCACGAAAAUUAUGAUAUCAGAAGUCUGGCUGAUUUGUCUAGCUCAAAAUGCAGCUUAAGAAAGUAAAACGAGUGUGGAAGUAAAGACAAUUUUCCAUGAUUAAAGGAGCCAAGUCUUGUCCUGCCUUCAUAGUCAGGAUUUUCUAAGAAGAGUUACAGGAUAAUCUCCU
Molecule: messenger RNA, 7416 nt
Organism: Numida meleagris (helmeted guineafowl)
Lineage: Eukaryota; Metazoa; Chordata; Aves; Galliformes; Numididae
Gene: KLHL40
Product: kelch like family member 40
Exons: 6
Coding region: 3990-5849 (619 amino acids)
Biological process (GO): skeletal muscle fiber development; negative regulation of proteasomal ubiquitin-dependent protein catabolic process; negative regulation of protein ubiquitination
Cellular component (GO): I band; A band
Molecular function (GO): protein binding
Source: RefSeq, a predicted model, not a curated record